Messenger RNA from Urocitellus parryii (Arctic ground squirrel), 4228 nucleotides. RefSeq names its product cell growth regulator with ring finger domain 1 (gene Cgrrf1). Lineage: Eukaryota; Metazoa; Chordata; Mammalia; Rodentia; Sciuridae. The record is from RefSeq and is a predicted model, not a curated record. Gene Ontology annotation, biological process: negative regulation of cell growth.
UCCAGCUCACGGGAAUCCUUGGUGAAGGAGGAACUAGAAAGUUUGUCCGCUUUGGGGCACCGUAGUGGCUUUUACCCCUGGCCGAGCUGGCUCGGUUUGGCCUGGGCUGGGCUGGGCGGCUGGAGCCGGGCUCAGCCCAGGGGACCCUAAUGGCUGCGGUGUUUCUGGUAACGCUCUAUGAAUACUCGCCGCUCUUCUACAUCGCGGUGGUCUUUACUUGCUUCAUCGUGACCACCGGCCUGGUACUAGGAUGGUUUGGUUGGGAUGUUCCAGUAAUUCUGAGAAAUUCAGAAGAGACCCAGUUCAACACAAGAGUUUUCAAAAAGCAAAUGAGACAAGUCAAGAAUCCUUUUGGCUUAGAGAUCACUAAUCCAUCUACAUCUUCAAUUACAACUGGUGUAACCUUAAAAACAGACUGCCUUGAAGAUAGCCGCCUUACAUGCUACUGGGGGUGCAGUGUCCAAAAAUUAUAUGAAGCUCUGCAGAAGCACGUUUAUUGCUUCAGAAUAAGCACUCCCCAAGCAUUAGAAGAUGCUCUGUAUAGUGAAUAUCUCUACCAAGAACAGUAUUUUAUUAAAAAGGACAGCAAAGAAGAAAUAUAUUGCCAGUUACCAAGAGAUAAUAAAAUUGAAGACUUUGGUUCAGUGCCCAGAUCUCGUUAUCCAUUGGUAGCGCUGUUGACCUUAGCUCAUGAGGAUGACCGAGAAAUUUAUGAUAUUAUUUCCAUGGUAUCAGUAAUUCAUAUUCCUGAUAAGACUUAUAAACUUUCCUGCAGAAUAUUGUAUCAAUAUUUACUUCUGGCCCAAGGUCAAUUUCAUGAUCUGAAGCAACUUUUCAUGUCUGCAAAUAAUAAUUCAACUCCUUCCAGCAAUCCCUCUGCUGAAGAAAAAAAUGCAGAUCGAAGUUUGUUGGAAAAAGCUGGACUGUCUGAAAGUGAAGUGGAGCUGUCUGAAGAGAACAGCAAGGACUGUGUGGUUUGCCAGAAUGGAAGUGUGAACUGGGUGCUCUUGCCCUGYAGGCACACGUGCCUGUGUGACGGCUGUGUCAAGUAUUUUCAGCAGUGCCCAAUGUGCAGGCAGUUUGUGCAGGAAUCUUUUGCACUUUGCAGUCAGAAAGAGCAAGAUAAAGACAAACUGAAAACUCUUUGAAGAUGUUGUUACAACUGUAAAAGUACACUUUCUACCUAAGAUGCAGAAAUUUGGGUUCUUAGAAUUAAUCGUAACAUGKAAUCUACAGUAUUGACCAUAAAAGAAAAGUCUAUUUUAACUUCUUAUUUGUACAGUACAUGGAUGAUGAAAAUUAAUUAUUCCUUCCUAUUCAGUAUGGUAAACGUUGGAAUAUGAUCUAUGAUAAUACAUAAAAAUUCAUUUAACUCUUGAGAAGAAUAUAAACAUUUGGCCUUUUAUCUACUAGAAUAUUUCAUAUAUUGUUGAUUAGAAAAAUCAUCCUGGAAAGCAGCUUAUCCAAAAUUUUAGAUGGUAAAAGUCUCAGGAUUGCUAACUGUUUUCCCUUUGACGUAAUCUGGAGUGAUAUUAGGAAAAAUUAGGAGUUAGAAAGGGCUUCUCAUUUUAAAUCCUUCCUUGAAAUAUGCUUUUAUAAAUGUCCAUCUAUUUGGUUUCUAAUUUCUCUUAUCAUCAUAGUUACCAAAUACAAGUCUUAAUUUUUUAAUAUAGGUUCUUAAACCAUAAAUGCAAAAUAUAGUCAUUGAGUGUUCUCAGUGUAUCAUAGAUUAAAAUGAUACUCAUCUAAAGGAGAAAGAUACAUAAAACCUGGGUAAUAAAGCUUCUGGGAUAAUUAAAUUUAUUAGCUCAUUUGUCAAAUGUGAUUAGAAYAGUAGAAUAUGCUGUACCAGGAAAGCUUUGUGAGACUCUCAAUGCCUUACCUUAGAUUUCCUCCUGCAUGGCAAAUCUAUCCCAAACUGGAGAGGUUUUAGAGCUAGAAAAAUCAGUAAAAGAACAAAUAACUGGUUUUUUUUUUCCAGGGUAUUUUUAUUCCAAAUAAACCCAGUAUCCCUCUGAAUAAUAAAUUAUUUUGUUUAUCCCUUGUUUUAUCCUUAAGAAAGUCAAGGAACUGAUAAGCCAAAAAGCCCCUUCCCCAGUUCUCCUCAAAAUGGCUAAGAAAAACAAGGGAAAUAAGAGAUACCUAAGUCCUUAGUGAAAAUUACCUUCAARUAAUUACCUUCUACACCAAGGCGAGUAGACCCAUGGCAAGUGAACUAUGACAUUCAGGGAAAUUUUCAAGUCUUUUUUGUCCUAUUUAUAUUAAAAAUAAUGCCUUACCUUUUAUAUCAGUGUUUUUAAAUAUCAUUUCAUUCCAAUCAGAUAUUGAUAACACUCUCAAGAAGAUCUUGUUCUCUGUUUUAUAAGCCAAAUCAAAUUUUCAUCUGCAUUCAAUAGCUAUGUGAUAAAUACCUUUUAGGGUCUGGGGUACAAAGGAUCAGGCAAGGCUCUUGACCUUAAAAUAUUUGUGCCUAAAAAAGAGUAUUGAUGGAUAGAAACACAUCCAUCCCCACCCUUGGAAAUUUCUAAGGCUCUUUGCAACUCUGCCAGUGGAAGCAGCCAGCCCAAACURUAGUCUCUAUUGCACUUGGCCCACAAGUUAACAGUGAAUCCUGAAAACUCACUUUGGAAAUUGGGGGUUACUCAGAUCAUUUUCUCUAUCCUGGCUUGUACCUAAACUGUCCUAGAUACAUAGUUGCUUUCUCAAGGGUUACCCUGAAUCUUACUCCAUUUUUUAUACUAAAAUAUACAUGACAUAAAAUUUACCAUUUUAACCAUUUUUAAGGGUAAAACUCAGUGACAUUAAGUAYAGUCACACUAUUGUGCAACCAUCACCACAAUGUAUUUCUAAAACUUUAUCAUACCAACUGAAACUUGGAACUUGUUAAACCCUAACCCCCCUUCUGCCUUCCCCCUAGCAUGUGCUAAACACCAUCCUCCUUUCCAUGAAUUUUUUUCUAAGACCUCAUGUAAGUAGAAUUAUAUAAUAUUUGUCCUUUCCUGACUGGCUUAUUUUACUUAGCAUAACGUUUCCAGGGUUUAUCCAUGUUGUACCUUGCAUCAGAAUUUCACUCCUUUUAAGGAGCCUUUUAAUAUAACUCUCAUAUUUUAUUCCACAUUUUGAUAUCCAUUUAUCCAUUAUUUUUCUUAACUCUUAAAGGUGAUUUUCCUUCUGCUCCUUUUGCAGCUAAAGUUAUUGUUUUUCCUGCCCUUUGUUGCACUUAAUAUGAAGAAUUUGAUAGGCAUCAAGUAAAAACAAGGAUAGAUGGCYCCRCAACUUGCAAUGAUUCCACUUAAUGAUUUUGAAUUUGACAGUGCUGCAAAAGUGAUGAACAUUUAGUAGAUUGUACUUGAAGAUUUAGAUUUUUUCUUCUCCUAGKCUAAUGAUACACAAAAUGAUACUCUCCUCUAAUCCUGAGCAUCUGCAAGAAGCCACAGCUUCCAGUCAGCCACACCAUCUGAAGGUAAACAACUGAUAGUCUGCUGUAUGCUGUGUUGCUAAAUUAAGAUGCUCARUAGUGUAGAUGUAUGCAAUGCAUUUUUUUAUUUACAAUAUUUUCAACUCACUUAUGUUUAUCAGGAUAAAACCCUUUCAUAAGGAGCAUCUGUACCACUGACUUCUAGAGAUUUACAUCUGAAUUUGCCAGUAACAGUGAAUAGUGACAUUGUGUGAGACAAUCUGGAAAAGCAUUUUAUUUGAAURGAUUAUUAGAAAUAUAAAAUGUUUAGUUUACAUAGGCUAGUUGCUACAAAAAUCUCAACCAGGGCUGUAUUUCAGCAGACUUGACAAGUGACUGGCCCACUUCCUCCCUCAGCGACUCUUUCUUUCUUCCCAACUUGGUGCCUGCUGAGAAUUCUUAAUGUCUAAACCAGAUCCAAGGAAGGAACUUAAAAACUGUUACCUGAGGACUUGACACAAGUCAUUGAAUUAUCUCCAAUGGGGUUCUCCUACUUUUUAAGCCUUACCAUUAGUUAUGGAAUGAAGGGUUUUUCUUGGCUCAUGGGAAUUUGAGGAAUCAACAUAAGAUUUGGGAAAAGUAGGUGGAAGUGACGUCAGCCUCCUGUACUCAUAGUAACUCAGUCCUGCCUCAGCUGAUCCCUAUCCCUCUGSAUAAUUCCCCAGCUCCAUUUCCUAGAUCUUGAACACUGACCACCCCCUGCCACAACUGUAUCUCUAUUUUUCCAUGUAUGUAUGCACACCUGCUAUAAUAUAUUCUUCUAAAUCUUUU